AUGGUGGGCGCGGAUGUUGCUCCUCUUUUGGUAGAGGAGACGACGGUUAUCGAUACCAUGAUUGUAGAGGAGAUGGAAAACGAAGAGAACACAGAGGAGAAGCAAAAGGAUGUCGAGGCGGAAGAAGAGGAGACGCGCGAACGAAUGGUUUUGAAAACCGACUCCGGGACCGAGGUGGAUCUGGCGAAGCUUAAAAGCGCCGCGGACGUCGCGCCGGAGAUGGGAGGAUACCUGAAAAAGUUGCAACACCAACUGAGCAUUCUUUUGGGUGGCGGAAGUCGCUCGUCAGAUUGA
Bathycoccus prasinos is the source of this 294-nucleotide messenger RNA. RefSeq lists its product with no specific name. The transcript has a single exon. Bases 1 to 294 code for a protein of 97 amino acids. The record is from RefSeq and is a predicted model, not a curated record. Lineage: Eukaryota; Viridiplantae; Chlorophyta; Mamiellophyceae; Mamiellales; Bathycoccaceae.